Messenger RNA from Penicillium vulpinum, 603 nucleotides. RefSeq lists its product as uncharacterized. Lineage: Eukaryota; Fungi; Ascomycota; Eurotiomycetes; Eurotiales; Aspergillaceae. The record is from RefSeq and is a predicted model, not a curated record. The transcript is spliced from 2 exons. Bases 1 to 603 code for a protein of 200 amino acids.
AUGUCCGAAUCCGUCGCCAUCCUCCGUCAAGGCCGCUCCGAUGAGCUAUCCAGGCUUGCCGACGAGCACCUUCAACACGACCUCCAAGCCAGCGACCGCGACAAGCUUAACGCAGCCGCAUCUUCAAUCUCUCUAUGGACAACAGUCGGCUCUGCAGUUGGUGUUAGUCUCGGUCUUCUAGCCGCUAUUCGAUUGCGCGGUUCGCGGAAGGCGUUCUUCUCUGCUAUUCGUGCGCAGGAGAGGCCUACGAAGGUAAUUUUUGAGGAUGGGAGAAGCGAAUCCAUUCCGGACCUCACGCCGUUGUUGAAGCCGACUACUUUGGGUGAUAUUGCGACUUAUUUCUUUGCCUCGGCUGGUGGGCUGCUCUUGGGUGGAGAGCUUGGUAAGAUUAUGUUUGGUGUUGUCGUGGGUGUUCGGGAUAUUGUGCUAACUUCGACCUCUGUAGGCUUUGCUGGCGGCGUGGCGACUGGGACGAGGACUAUCACCAAGGACCCAGAGAGCAAGAAGAGAAUCGAAACUGCUUUUAGGAAGUUCCGGGCUGACGUGCUGCGGAAACAGGCUGAUGCUUUGGAUAAGGGGGUACAGGAUUACGUUCUGAUUUAG